AUGUCAUUCCAUUUAAGCACAAAGGAGAGGUUGCUCCUUCUUAUAGAUGACAUGGAAUUAAUAGCCAAGGAAUUAAUCGACAAUCUCCUGCCGAAGCAUCAAAAGUCUACAGCUGAACACACCGCACUUGUAGAUUUGCUCGUGGCCAAAGAUGAGGAAUUUCGCAAGAUGUUGGAAUUGGCUGAUGAACAAGCUAAACUCGAGCAGAAAAUGGAUGAAUUGAAGGCCAAGGUAGAUGUACAGGACCGAGAGAUACAGAAACUUCAGAAAUCACUAAAGGAAGCUGAACAGAUUUUGGCCACUGCUAUAUUCCAGGCUAGGCAGAAACUUGCUAGUAUUAAACAAGCCAAUAAAAGGCCUGUUUCCUCUGAGGAAUUAAUUAAAUAUGCACAUCGUAUAAGUUCUGCAAAUGCUGUCAGCGCACCAAUUACAUGGUGUAUAGGAGACGUACGGCGACCAUAUCCAACUGAUAUCGAAAUGCGUAAUGGUUUCUUGGGCAAAUCAGACCUCAAUAUAAAUGGCGGCGGGGUGGUGCACCAAAAUAACAUGACCGAUAAUCAGCGCAGCGUUAAUGAAGUCCCAAACGCAUUCCAAAAUCAGUUUAAUUGGACGAACAUGGGAGAAUUGCAUAUGUCUAUGGGUUCGUCGGGCAAUUCAGUUGCUUUGGAGACACGUUCCCACAAAGAAGCCUCUCAAGAUGAUGUUGAAGUUAUGUCUACGGACAGCUCAAGCUCAAGUUCUAGUGAUUCUCAGUAAUAAAAUAAAAUGUUCUAA
Messenger RNA from Musca vetustissima, 774 nucleotides. It is a transcript of the gene MED4, whose product is annotated as mediator of RNA polymerase II transcription subunit 4. The coding region runs from base 1 to 756 and encodes 251 amino acids. The transcript has 3 exons. NCBI's taxonomy places the organism in Eukaryota, Metazoa, Arthropoda, Insecta, Diptera, Muscidae. Gene Ontology annotation, molecular function: transcription coregulator activity. Gene Ontology annotation, cellular component: mediator complex; core mediator complex. Gene Ontology annotation, biological process: regulation of transcription by RNA polymerase II. The record is from RefSeq and is a predicted model, not a curated record.